AUGACAACGCCUGCCAAAGACGAUGCCACCACUCGGGAAACCACCCUUGACCAGGAGUUCGACAGAUUGGUCCCAGUUUGCCAGCACAUCUCGAUCUGGGCGAGGAAACUGACCAGUUCGGAGAGGCCCUUGACCGCGCUGGCGGCCAAGCACGUCCAAGACCUCUGUGCCACCAUCGUACAGCUCAGGAUUUACGCUACCGAACCAAGCCGUGGCCCUGCCGAUGCUCGUCAACUCUCGCAGAGUCUCACGCGCUGCAAGAGACAGCUCUUCGAAACAAUAAGCCUGUUGAGUUUCACCAGCGGAGCAGAGCAGGAUGAUCAAGAGGGCGCCAUCAACGAACUAUACGCGCGCAGGCAUAUUUUGGGCAGUGGCACUUACAGCGACUACACGCCUCCGAGCCAUGGCAGGGUAGACGGCAUGAUUCGCUUUGGAUUAGAACUGAAAGGGAUAAUUGAAGCACUGGUCUCGGACAGCCCCGCCGCGGGACUCACGCCAGCUGCUGCGGUUACCCGCUUUCAACAGCUAGAGCCCAGGAUUCUGGAGCUGUUCACCAGCACCGACGAGCUCUUCAGCCCCCGACAUGUCCAGAAGUAUCAAAGCAUUGCAGAAACCCCAUAUAUCCUGGACACCACUGGCGAAGCGUACGCGGGCAGCUAUGGCACAGUGCAGAAGGUGGUUCAUAAGCGUACCGGCGAGCCGCUGGCAAUGAAGACGUUCCAAAACAUCUUUUCCAAGAAACAGCGUAAACAAAUUCUAAGAGAGAUUGGAAUCUUGGAGGUCUGCGACCAUCGGAACAUAGUCUCUUUUAUCCAUGCGUUCAGCACCGAGGAUGACGACCAGGCCAUACGGGUCGUCAUGUCUCCAUGGGCACCGUACACACUGCUGCGGUUUCUCAGCAGCUUCGACAACAAGAGAAAGGCUUGCUGUCCCUGGUUCCAGCCAGACGCGGCCCAGUCCAACCGGCACAUCUACCGGAUCAUGUACGAGCUGGCCGACGCAGUCGACUUUCUCCAUGGCCAUCGUAUCAAGCACAAGGAUAUCAAACCCGACAAUAUCCUCCUGUACCAGGAAGCCAGCGAGUCCCCUACGGCCUUGAUCACUGAUGUCGGCGUCAGCAAGAUCUACAAGCCGGGGGGGCCAACCAACUUUGACAAAAGCACCUACGCGUAUCUGGCGCCUGAGCAGCACGCCAAGAAGGAAAGCAGUCUGCGAUCCGAUGUGUGGCAGCUGGGGUGCUGCUUCGCAGAGCUCCUUGCGGUGGCCAAGAGCGGCUUCUCGGGCUACGAGAAGCUCCAUUACAGCUUCAACCGUGACGAGGAAGACUGCGCAUGCUCCAUUGCCCUCGAGCGCCCUUCAUUCACCGCGGCAUUCGGCGACAUCUGCAUGCGAGGCAGCGCUGCGCAGAAGAAGGCGUACGCGGUGGCAGCCGCAAUGCUGGAGCUGGAGCCGCAGGACAGGUGGACGAUCGACAAGGUCAGGGGUGAACUCUCCAAAUUGCCUGGUGUCAAGCAGAGAGCGUGA
Trichoderma reesei QM6a is the source of this 1524-nucleotide messenger RNA. RefSeq lists its product as uncharacterized. The record is from RefSeq and is a predicted model, not a curated record. Lineage: Eukaryota; Fungi; Ascomycota; Sordariomycetes; Hypocreales; Hypocreaceae. Gene Ontology annotation, biological process: mitotic DNA damage checkpoint signaling; protein phosphorylation. Gene Ontology annotation, molecular function: protein serine/threonine kinase activity; ATP binding. Gene Ontology annotation, cellular component: nucleus. The transcript has 2 exons. The coding region runs from base 1 to 1524 and encodes 507 amino acids.